AUGCCAAAGAGAAGGAAGGACGCCCGGAUCGACCUCGGGACGAGCGGGCGCAUGCCCACGAAAGAAGGCCGGAGCGUCGAGACGAUUUCCGAAAGGAUGAUCGGCGUGAAGAUCGUCGAGAAGAGCGGCACGAACGGCGGGAUGACCGACGCGACGAGCGACGGGAUGAACGACGGGACGAGCGGCGAGAUGAACGACGUGAUGAGCGACGAGAUGACCGUCGAGACGAUCGCCGAGAAGGCCGCCGGGACGAAGGGAGAUCGCGAGAACGGCGAGAUGAUCGCCAGGAGCGCAGAGAAGUUCGAUUGGAAGAUCGACGUGAUGAUAGGCGAGACGAUCGCAGAUAUGAGCGAAGAGAUGAUCGGGCAUAUGAAAGAAGAGAAGAGAGAAGAGAUGACCGACAAGGAGACCGUCGAGACCCAAGGGACGAACGGUAUCCGGAGCAUCGGGAUGAUAGAUAUGGUGGUCGACAGGAGGAACAGCGCUGGGACAACCGUCAGGAGCACUACCGGCGAGACCCGAAAGAGCAGAGUUCCAGGCACUACGAUGUGGCACCUCAUGGCAGUCACGGUGGCCGUGAUGGACAUCGUGAUGGGCGUGAAGUCAGGCGAGAUGACCGCCGAGAUGAGCGACGGGAUGACCGCCGCGACGACCGAGCGCAGGAGCGGCGGGACGAUCGACGAUAUGAAGAGAGGUGGGGAGCGCCCCCGCACGGACGAGCGCUGGUCAGAGGUGCCCGCUCUGCCAUUCUAG
This is a messenger RNA of Symbiodinium natans, 753 nucleotides long. NCBI's taxonomy places the organism in Eukaryota, Dinophyceae, Suessiales, Symbiodiniaceae. The record is from the annotation of a GenBank genome assembly.